This is a messenger RNA of Macaca mulatta (Rhesus monkey), 4314 nucleotides long. RefSeq names its product protein phosphatase 2 regulatory subunit Bgamma (gene PPP2R2C). Lineage: Eukaryota; Metazoa; Chordata; Mammalia; Primates; Cercopithecidae. The record is from RefSeq and is a predicted model, not a curated record. Gene Ontology annotation, cellular component: protein phosphatase type 2A complex. Gene Ontology annotation, molecular function: protein phosphatase regulator activity; protein binding.
GGGGCCCCGGCGGCCCGCGCCCCUGCUAGGCUGCGGCGGCAUGGCCCGCGCGCCCGGCGCGACCUCUGCGGAUUGCAUCGGUGUGUGGCGGCGGGGCAUGCCCAGAGCACCGGGCACGGCCUUCAAUGGGCGAGGACACGGACACGCGGAAAAUUAACCACAGCUUCCUGCGGGACCACAGCUAUGUGACUGAAGGUAACGUACGUGUUGUCUGAGACCCCUCCGGCCGGCCGCGGCGUGGGGAUGCCGUCGCACCGAAUGCCCUCCGAAGCUGACAUCAUUUCUACCGUUGAGUUCAACCACACGGGAGAGCUGCUGGCCACAGGUGACAAGGGCGGCCGGGUCGUCAUCUUCCAGCGGGAACCAGAGAGUAAAAAUGCGCCCCACAGCCAGGGCGAGUACGACGUCUACAGCACUUUCCAGAGCCAUGAGCCAGAGUUUGACUAUCUCAAGAGCUUGGAGAUAGAGGAGAAGAUCAACAAGAUCAAGUGGCUCCCGCAGCAGAACGCCGCCCACUCGCUCCUGUCCACCAACGAUAAAACUAUCAAAUUAUGGAAGAUUACCGAACGAGAUAAAAGGCCCGAAGGAUACAACCUGAAGGAUGAAGAGGGGAAACUUAAGGACCUGUCCACGGUGACAUCACUGCAGGUGCCAGUGCUGAAGCCCAUGGACCUGAUGGUGGAGGUGAGCCCUCGGAGGAUCUUUGCCAAUGGCCACACCUACCACAUCAACUCCAUCUCCGUCAACAGUGACUGCGAGACCUACAUGUCGGCGGAUGACCUGCGCAUCAACCUCUGGCACCUGGCCAUCACCGACAGGAGCUUCAACAUCGUGGACAUCAAGCCGGCCAACAUGGAGGACCUCACGGAGGUGAUCACAGCAUCUGAAUUCCACCCGCACCACUGCAACCUCUUCGUCUACAGCAGCAGCAAGGGCUCCCUGCGGCUCUGCGACAUGCGGGCAGCUGCCCUGUGUGACAAGCAUUCCAAGCUCUUUGAAGAGCCCGAGGACCCCAGUAACCGCUCCUUCUUCUCGGAAAUCAUCUCCUCCGUGUCUGAUGUGAAGUUCAGCCACAGUGGCCGCUACAUGCUCACCCGGGAUUACCUGACAGUCAAGGUCUGGGACCUGAACAUGGAGGCAAGACCUAUAGAGACCUACCAGGUCCACGACUACCUUCGGAGCAAGCUCUGUUCCCUGUACGAGAAUGACUGCAUUUUCGACAAGUUUGAAUGUGCCUGGAAUGGGAGCGACAGCGUCAUCAUGACCGGGGCCUACAACAACUUCUUCCGCAUGUUCGAUCGGAAUACCAAGCGGGACGUGACCCUGGAGGCCUCAAGGGAAAGCAGCAAGCCCCGGGCUGUGCUCAAGCCGCGGCGUGUGUGCGUGGGGGGCAAGCGCCGGCGUGAUGACAUCAGUGUGGACAGCUUGGACUUCACCAAGAAGAUCCUGCACACGGCCUGGCACCCGGCUGAGAACAUCAUCGCCAUCGCUGCCACCAACAACCUGUACAUCUUCCAGGACAAGGUGAACUCUGACAUGCACUAGGUACGUGCAGAUCCCGGCCCCCACCACCCAGCCUUGCGCAAGUCAUCCCCGACAUGAUCUUCACGACCGCAACGCAAGGAGGGGAAGGAAGUCACAGCGCCAACGAGGACAGCCGCAGAGGUGGCAGUGUGUGGACACAGGGAGCCUGGGCCCCCAUCCCUGCCCCAGCUUCCCUAGGCCAGAAUUGUGUUUGGCAGUAAUUGUCUGUUUAAAAAAAUAAAAAGGAAAGGAAGCGUUCACCGCCACAAAUCAUAAAACGGACAUGACUGUGGAGUCUUACAGUUCAGGGUUCUUUCAUUCACGUCCCUUCACCGUCUCGGUCUGCGGUCUUUACCACAUCGAUAGGACUUUUUAUGCGUCCGGGUUAAUUUUUCACUCCAGUGCGUCCUGCUGCAGGGGCCGGAGCUGAUGGGAGCUGCUUCCCCCCCAUGCCUCACCGGUCCCAGAUCAGGGCUCCAGGGACAGAUGAUGAAUCUCAAACGAGCCAGCCAGGGGGUCUUUUGGUUAUAAAUGGAGCAGUUGGCCCUGUCUGAGAGCUGAUGAUCUCACCUUUGUAUUUCGGAGGGUGAAUUCAUGCUGAGAAUUUGCAGAUGCAAGCUUCUUUCCUAGGUUUUCUGAACGUCUUGAAACAUCCCAGGUCCCAGAUCUGGUGCAGUUUCCCGAGAGGAGCGGGGUGGGGUUUGUCUUCUGCGUGCCUGUGUCCUCAUCUGAUUCACCUGCCGUUUGCUGAGCCUCUCCUGUGUGCUGGGCAUGGUGCUCAGCCCUAGAGGCUGUUGACUUACCCCCUGCAGCCCUCCCUGCAGCCGCUUUCCCCUUGCCCUUCAGCAUUCACUGGGCACCUUCCUGGAGCGGACACUGGCUCCCAUUCACGAUUUUUUGGAAUCUUCCUCCUGACUGCGAGGUGGGUGUUCAUUCAUUUCCAUCAUAAGCACCAACUUCUUGAAGCGUGCCAGGCUCUGGGCUGGAUGCUGGGGAUAAGAGGAAGCCUUAGGAUCCCCUCUGUCCACGAGAAGAAACUGAGGCUCUGAGCAGAUGCACAGGUCACCCAUGGCAGGCGCCCGCCAAGCAGUGGUGUCAGGAGCCUGUCCGGGUCUUCACACAAGGUUCUCUCCAGUCCAUCUCGUGGGUGGCUCAUGUUUAAGUGACACUCGAAUGGAAGGUUUGGAAAGGAAUGCCUCUCUGUCUUGGAAAAUAGGACAUGGCAGACUUGGCUACGACAAGGGUCCAGGAGAACUGCAACGCAGGAUGGAAGAUGGAGAAGACCCCCGGAGCUCCUUGCUCUGCUUGGUGGCUUCAGGAGUACAGCCCUCCCCGGGACUCCACUUCACCCUGGGCUUGCACCCUCCUUGAGCCAAUGCACUGAACUGCCUCUGAAAGGAAAUUGCAUGUUCUGACCAUUUUAGGAUACCUUUACUUUAAGGACCACACAGUCCCAGAGGACGUGUCCCUCGGGAACUCUGCCCCUCUGACAAUGAGGGCGACAGAGAAGGUGGAGUUUCCAUGGUAGAUGCUCCUGUUCUGAUGAUACCACACCUGCCCACCCCUCUGAGUCGUCUUUGCUCAUGGACUCACAGCAGAACCACGUAGUUUGGCAUUUUGAUUCAGAAAGCGAGGAGCAGAGACCCAGCCAAAUCCAACCAUUUUGUUUUGUUUUGUUUUUUACAAGAUGUAACAUAACCCAGGAAAUAGACCCAGCUGAGGUUAUUCUCAGUGGAUUACAGUAUACUUUUGUGUGUGUAAAAGCACAAAGUGCAUGUGUACUCACUUCUGGCCAUAUAACAUUUACACAGGGAAAUGGAUCAUUGAUUUUUUUUUUUUAAUCAACGUGAAUGAAGAAUGUUUGUUUAUAUAUCACUAUAAAAUCCAGUUGACCUGGACAGUAUUAUAUGUACAUAUCUAUUCUAAUUAAAUUUAACAAUCAAAGGAUUGGAUUACUUUUUCCCCCUUGUAAAGAGGUUUGAGAAUGUGGUUAAUUGUAUAGAUAGCGUGUUGAAGCCAAAACCCAGCUCUGAGGGCCUUACCAAUUACUUGGAUAUUUGCUACGAUCCAUCUCCCUUUGUGAGUCCAAUGUUAAGAGAGGAAACUUGUAUUUGCAGCUAGAGGUUACUGUCACAUCAUAGAUUUAACAUUUACCAUCUUCAAAGUACGAAUCUUACAUGUUCUUCAAAAGGAAGUCUUAAUACGGUUCCUAGUUCCUUACUUCUGUUUUAAACUUUGGGUACCAAACCAAAAAGGAGAAAAAAGAAAGGAAAAGAUCUUCUUUGAGAAAAAGUAUGUCUUUGGAUCCCUGGAAAAUAAUGAUGUCCAAAGCAAAUUGUGAAGAUAAAAUGUGUGUUAAGAAAAGGUGUCAGUGGGAGGGACAAAACCAGAAAUGGCGGAAGGACCAGCAUAAUAGUCACAGACUUGCAUCCCUGCUCUGCUUACAUUUUCUGGUCUUCUCGAAUGUACGGGCGUUCACAUGGUCGUUGUGAAGUUGUUGGGUUUUUUAAAUUUAGCUCUUCUCUGAGGACGAAGCUCUUGGUGAUGGGGGUGGUGGUGGGGGUGGUGGAGGUGGUGGUGGUGGAGGUAGGGGUGGUGGUGGUGGUGGUGGUGGUGGUGUGGGAUACAUGGUGAUCAAGUUGUCAGCCCUGAUCAGUUUGGACUCUGUAACUCAUAGGUGCAUUCUUUUUCUCUUUGGUGUCUCACAAAUUACCCAAUUGUUGAAUAAAACUAUAAAUAUGUUAAUACCAGCUUUUUCCAAUAAAAUAACAAAUGUUACAUCAAAAACGA